GGAUGGUUCAUUUAUUUUUCCCUUUUUUUUUUUUUGUGUGGAGAAGAGAAAACAACGCUCUUUCGCUUCUAUCAAAAAUACAUACAAAUUAAAUAAAAUUGGAAAAAAAUAUUAAUUGUUUUUAAGAAAACAAAGACAGACUUUCGUGAAGAAGAGCUCUCUUUUUUAGUAUUUCUUUAAUUUUGUUUCUGUUGGCUAAGGAGGAAGGAGAGGGAAGAGGUUUUCUUUUUCUUUUUCUUUUUUUGUGGUUAGGUGACUGCGCGGUUUUGGAACGUGGAAUGAGAAUUGGUGCGUGGAGGUGGUGCUAACGUGACAACGUUGAGUGAUGGUGAUGGAGGAAGAUGACUGUUGAAUGGAAUUCUCAUUCGAUGCUGGAAUUCCGAUGUCACGAACAGCAACGGCGGCCGUGCCUGUCACUGAAGGAUCCUCGCUUUCACCUUCGUUGAAUCAAGAUGCCAUGUGGCAAAUGAACUUGAGAUCCAGUGAAACGAUGGAAUCUAGUCCCUAUCCUGAGCGUCCAGGAGAACCUGAUUGUUCUUAUUAUAUCAGGACAGGCCUUUGUAGAUUUGGGGCGACAUGUCAUUUUAAUCAUCCUCCUAACCGGAAACUGGCUAUCGCUGCUGCAAGAAUGAAGGGAGAGUUUCCAGAAAGAGUAGGACAACCUGAAUGUCAGUACUACCUGAAAACAGGAACUUGCAAAUUUGGAGCUACAUGCAAGUUUCAUCAUCCUAGAGACAAAGCUGGGAUAGCUGGCAGAGUUUCCUUAAAUAUUUUGGGCUAUCCUCUUCGCCCGAAUGAGACUGAAUGUGCUUAUUAUCUAAGAACUGGACAAUGCAAGUUCGGGAGCACUUGUAAAUUUCACCAUCCUCAACCAACUAAUAUGAUGGUUUCAUUGCGUGGCUCUCCUAUUUAUCAAACUGUCCCUUCUCCAACCACUCCUGGUCAGCAGUCAUAUCCAGGAGGAAUUACAAAUUGGUCAAGAGCAUCUUUCAUUCCCAACCCUCGUUGGCAAGGUCCUUCAAGUUAUGCAUCCUUGAUUUUACCACAAGGGAUGGUAUCAGUUCCAGGCUGGAAUGCUUAUAGUGGUCAACUGGCAUCAGUCUCUUCUUCAGAGAACCUGCAGCAGACAAAUGUAAAUCACCAAAUUCAUGGAACCUCUCGCCAGAAUGAAUCAGCAACUGCAGGAUCCCAAGCAUCCUUUUCUGAGUUACGCUCCAGUUCUGUCCCUGUAGGCGUUUAUGCAUUGCAGAGGGAGAAUGUAUUCCCUGAGAGACCUGGCGAGCCUGAGUGCCAAUUUUACAUGAAGACUGGUGAUUGUAAAUUUGGUGCAGUUUGUAAGUUCCAUCACCCAAGAGAGAGAGUUCUUCCUGCUCCUGAUUGUGUGUUGAGUCCUAUAGGCCUUCCUUUACGCCCGGGUGAACCUCUAUGCAUAUUCUAUUCUCGAUAUGGAAUUUGCAAAUUUGGUCCAAGUUGCAAGUUUAACCAUCCCAUGGGAAUUUUCACAUACAAUUACUCACCAUCAUCUCCAUCUGAUGCCCCAGUUCACUGUUUCUUGGGGUCAUCGUCAGGAACUGCUGGGUUAAACCUGUCAUCAGAGGGGCUUGUUGAAGCAGUCCCUACAAAGCCCAGGCGACUAUCACUGUCCAAAAAUAGACAGUUGUCUCCCAGUGAUGAUGAUAUUGAUGCUGAGGGAUAAGAGCGGCAACAAGAUAUGGGCUGAUUACUUUUGACAAUGGUUUUUGUGUAUGAGAAAGAGUAAUCUGUAAAUUCAUUUCCAUUGUUGGAGAUGUACAAAGUUCAUGUCAAGCUGAUUCUGUUCUUUAAAAGAUGUGCAAUUCAGUCAACAGUUGCAUCUUCUGAAUUUCAUAUUCCUGCAUUGUAUAAAUCUGAAAAUUGUCACAUUUGGUAAAACCCAAUGUGAACAGUUCAUCUGUCCCAAAGCUCAUUUUUCUUUCUAUUUUUGUGUUAUGUUUCUUUCACAUUAUGUUGUACGAGUCUUUUUUUCCCUCU
Molecule: messenger RNA, 2010 nt
Organism: Gossypium raimondii (Peruvian cotton)
Lineage: Eukaryota; Viridiplantae; Streptophyta; Magnoliopsida; Malvales; Malvaceae
Product: zinc finger CCCH domain-containing protein ZFN-like
Exons: 7
Coding region: 353-1696 (447 amino acids)
Molecular function (GO): mRNA binding; metal ion binding
Source: RefSeq, a predicted model, not a curated record